Messenger RNA from Ochotona curzoniae (black-lipped pika), 4225 nucleotides. It is a transcript of the gene CMIP, whose product is annotated as c-Maf inducing protein. Lineage: Eukaryota; Metazoa; Chordata; Mammalia; Lagomorpha; Ochotonidae. Bases 102 to 2429 code for a protein of 775 amino acids. Gene Ontology annotation, cellular component: cytosol; nucleoplasm. The transcript is spliced from 21 exons. The record is from RefSeq and is a predicted model, not a curated record.
GGUGCGGGCCGCCGGGUCCGGGGGGGCCCCCCGCCGCCCCUCAAGCCCAGGAGCAGUCGCCCCCCGUCCCUCCUCCUCGCCGUCCCCGGCCCGGCGCGGCCAUGGAUCUGACGAGCAGCUCGGGCGGCGGCGGCGGCGGCGACCCCCGGCAGAUCGAGGAGACCAAGCCGCUGCUGGGGGGCGACGUGUCGGCCCCCGAGGGCACGAAGAUGGGCGCCGUGCCGUGCCGCCGGGCCCUGCUGCUGUGCAACGGGAUGAGGUACAAACUGCUGCAGGAGGGCGACAUCCAGGUCUGUGUCAUCCGGCACCCGCGGACCUUUCUCAGCAAGAUCCUCACCUCGAAAUUCCUGAGGCGCUGGGAGCCGCACCACCUAACGCUGGCCGACAACAGCCUGGCGUCCGCCACGCCAACCGGGUACAUGGAGAACUCCGUUUCCUACAGCGCAAUCGAAGAUGUGCAGCUGCUGUCCUGGGAGAACGCCCCGAAGUACUGUUUGCAGCUCACGAUUCCUGGGGGGACCGUCUUACUGCAGGCUGCCAACAGCUACCUGCGAGACCAGUGGUUCCAUUCUCUGCAGUGGAAGAAAAAGAUUUACAAGUACAAGAAAGUCCUGAGCAACCCCAGUCGCUGGGAAGUGGUCUUGAAAGAGAUCCGGACUCUGGUGGACAUGGCCCUUACCUCCCCGCUGCAGGAUGACUCCAUCAACCAGGCCCCACUGGAAAUCGUCUCUAAAUUGCUCUCAGAGAACACGAACUUGACUACACAGGAGCAUGAAAACAUCAUUGUGGCAAUCGCCCCAUUGCUGGAGAACAACCAUCCACCACCAGAUCUCUGUGAAUUCUUCUGCAAGCACUGCAGAGAGCGGCCCCGGUCCAUGGUGGUCAUCGAGGUGUUCACCCCCGUGGUCCAGAGAAUCCUCAAGCACAACAUGGACUUUGGGAAGUGCCCGCGACUGAGGCUGUUCACUCAGGAGUACAUCCUCGCCCUGAAUGAGCUCAAUGCAGGGAUGGAGGUGGUGAAGAAGUUUAUCCAGAGCAUGCAUGGCCCCACAGGGCACUGCCCUCACCCCCGGGUCCUGCCCAACCUGGUGGCUGUGUGCCUGGCUGCCAUCUACUCCUGCUAUGAAGAAUUCAUCAACAGCCGCGACAACUCCCCCAGCCUGAAGGAGAUCCGCAACGGCUGCCAGCAGCCCUGCGACCGGAAGCCCACUUUACCUCUGCGCCUUCUGCACCCCAGCCCGGACCUGGUGUCUCAGGAAGCCACGCUGUCUGAGACACGGCUCAAGUCGGUGGUCGUGGCCUCCAGCGAGAUCCACGUAGAGGUGGAGCGCACCAGCACUGCCAAGCCAGCGCUGACGGCCAGCGCAGGCAACGACAGCGAGCCCAACCUCAUCGACUGCCUCAUGGUCAGCCCUGCUUGCAGCACCAUGAGCAUCGAGCUGGGCCCCCAGGCCGACCGCACGCUCGGCUGCUACGUGGAAAUCCUCAAGCUGCUGUCGAACUACGAUGACUGGAGGCCAUCGCUGGCCAGCUUGCUUCAACCCAUUCCAUUCCCCAAAGAAGCCCUUGCACACGAGAAGUUCACCAAGGAGCUCAAGUACGUGAUUCAAAGGUUUGCCGAGGACCCACGGCAAGAGGUGCACUCAUGCCUGCUGAGCGUGCGGGCCGGCAAGGAUGGCUGGUUCCAGCUCUACAGCCCUGGAGGGGUGGCCUGUGACGACGAUGGAGAGCUCUUCGCCAGCAUGGUGCACAUCCUCAUGGGCUCCUGUUACAAGACCAAAAAAUUCUUGCUCUCCUUGGCGGAAAAUAAGUUGGGUCCCUGCAUGCUCCUGGCGCUGAGGGGAAACCAGACCAUGGUGGAGAUCCUAUGCUUGAUGCUGGAAUACAACAUCAUUGACAACAACGACACCCAGCUGCAGAUCAUCUCAACCCUGGAGAGCACAGACGUGGGCAAGCGCAUGUACGAGCAGCUGUGUGACAGGCAGCGGGAGCUGAAGGAGCUGCAAAGGAAAGGUGGGCCCACCAGGCUAACACUGCCCUCCAAGUCCACGGACGCUGACCUGGCGCGUCUGCUGAGCUCCGGCUCCUUUGGCAACCUGGAGAACCUCAGUCUGGCCUUCACCAACGUCACCAGUGCCUGCGCGGAGCACCUCAUCAAACUGCCUUCUCUCAAGCAGCUCAACCUGUGGUCCACUCAGUUCGGAGACGCUGGCCUGCGGCUCCUGUCGGAACACCUCACCAUGCUCCAGGUGCUCAACCUGUGCGAGACCCCCGUCACCGACGCCGGCCUGCUGGCCCUCAGCUCCAUGAAGAGUCUCUGCAGCCUGAACAUGAACAGCACCAAGCUCUCAGCGGACACCUAUGAGGACCUGAAGGCAAAGCUUCCCAACUUGAAAGAGGUGGAUGUCCGCUACACGGAGGCCUGGUGACGCUGCCAGCAGCAAGAGGACGCUCGCCACCGCGACCAACAGCUCUCGACUCAUAGCCGUAGAGCAGCCAGUUCUGGGGUCCUGCCCAGCGCCCUGGCUGCAAGAUAGAUGAUGGGGGAGUCUUUCUGGGGGCGGAGGGGGGUGGGGGUGGGAAGGGGGCCACAAGCACGCCCAGCCCCCGCCUAAUUCUUUUAGCUUCAUCAUCGGAACCUUUUGACCUGAUCUAAAGCGGACUUUGUAGCAACGAGAGGAGCAUCAGCGGGUCGGGGAGGGGUGGGGGGAGGGUCCCUUCGUGGAUUUUCUUUGCCUUUGUGUUUUAACGCCGCGGGGAACUUCACCUCCAAAGCCACCACCACAGGCGGGACGAGGGCGCUUUCUCCCCGGAGGCUCCGAGCUGAGCGCCCGCUGCCAAGCGUGGGCUAAGACCUCGUCAUACCAUCGCACCUGUCCUGUGUACUCACCAUUGCUAUGCAAAGUGGUUCUUGUUGUACAUAAGAUUUAAAUAAUGCACCUAUUUAAGAAACAUUGACAAAUUGUGGGUCUGGGACCCGCCUCUUAUUUAUGAAGUCUUUGGCCCCCUCCCGUCCCCCCCCCCACCCCCACCCCCCCCGUGUAGUACUGUACAAACCAUCCAGCUGUUGGGUUAGUGGUAGUUGUUAUUGUUAUUUUUUUCUUAAAGGAAACAGACACACACAACAGACAAAAAAAAAAAAAAUGAAAAAAAAAGGGAAGAUGACCCUCCUUGGACACUGACUUGCUUUUUCAUAAUGGAUUCUAAUGUGCUCUCCUCCGUCCGUCUGUGCAUCCCCAGGGGCGGGUGGCCGCCUCCCAGCCGACCUCUGCCUCGGCCCCUUUACAGGUUUGGAAGCGGGGGGCUUCCCACCUGCUCCCCGUGGCCCCCACCCCCAGAGAGCUCUCCGCUGUCCCCUUCCCCGCCAUCGUGUGUGCCCUGUGGCCCCCUCAUGCAUGCCCGCCUCUCUGCAUGGUCUCUUGGGAGAAGAGAGAGAACAGCCUGACCGCCCAGCCUCCCCUGUAAAUGUGACCACUGCUCCCCAGACGCCCUCUGCCCCAUCCCCACCCCUGCGCCGAGGACAAGCCAACCUCCGUUUCUUUUAUAAAACAGUCGGCUUUUUCUUAAUGAGCCCUUACUGUACAGAACAGUUCCCUUGAUGGUUUCUUUGGGGUCUCCCUCUUUCCCCCAGCCCCUUUUUCUGUUGGUUUAGCACAAUUAUGUCCCUCCUUCCUGCCCUCCACACCCCAGCACCUCCAAGCCUCGCCCACUGUCGAUGUAAUUGUUUUUUAUCUAUUUAAUCCUAUUCAAUGGAAACCAUGCUUUUGUCGUUUUAUACUUUGCUAGGUAGACUUUAUUACCCCCCUACUAUGCCUUCAUUUUUUUAAAAAAGGAAAAAAAAGAGAAAUUGGGAUUCAGUCUUAAUUCCUUUUCUGUGCCAGGUUUUAUUUCGUGUGUGUGUGUGAGUGUGUCUGUUUCGUGUUUUGUUCCGCGUUGUUGUUGUUUUUCGUUGUUUGGUUUUGUUUUUCCUCCUUCUAGUCCCAUACUUUACAGCACUCUGGUGCAGGAAGAAGCAGAAGCAAAAACAAAAAACGAAACAAACAAACAAACAAAAAAAAAAUCAAACAAAAAAAAUCUUUAAAAAGAAGAAGAAGAAGAAGAAGCGAGACAUGCCACCUUCCCCCGCACUGUUGCUUUUCCUGGUGGUUAAUACUACUGUCGCGUAGCUGUGUACAAAGAGAUGUGAAAUACUUUCAGGCAAAAAUAAACUGUAAGUGACUCAUCA